UUGUAAAAUAACUCAUUCAAAAUCAGCCUAAUUCAUCAGUGGUGCUAGAUUAUUACCGUGGCAACCACGGAAUAGCGGCUGUUUGUGUACGAGCCUGUAGUGUGUGUUCAGCACCUCAGUGACAUCACAAUCCAUCCAACAUUCCGGGCCGGCCAAUAGGAUUCUCGGAACCCGGUGUUGGACCCUCCCAGUCUGCAGGAGAGACAGAGCACUCAGGACUGAAGAUGAGUUACACUGAAUACAGAAAGCCCUUCCUCCCUGCUCUCAGAGCCCCCCCAUCAGGCUCCGGGCUGAUGAAGGCCCCCCCCUCCUCCUCAUCUCGCUCUGCUUUAAGAGUGGCCUUGCCCCCCCUAAGCUCCACCCCCAGAAUGGCGUGGACGCAGGAAGUGGGAGGGCCACGACAGCCAAUGAGAAGCCUGCGUCCAACGGUGGAAGGUAACCAGGUUGAUGAAACCACCAGCCAUCAGAAGAUCAGUCGGGCUCUCAUUGGGAGGGCUAGAAACAGCUUCCCCGACCCUCCAACCAGACAGCUCAUCUUCCGUCAGUCGUACUCCGAGUACGAUGACAAGUUCCGGGUCCCUGGGGGUCCCUUCCUGCCCCGUGUGCCGCGGGGCAGCACCCUCCACCCGGCUCACAUCCCGCCUGGGGUCCGCUACACCGCCCCCCAGGGGAAGACCCUGCAGACCGAGUACCAGGCCUGCUUCACGGGCAGAGCCGGCAUGCUGGCCCGUCAGAAGGACCGGAAGUUAAUGAACAAGCACGUCACCACGAGCAGAAUCUGUCAUCUUCCCCCCUAUUGCCACUUGAACCUGAAUUACGUGAACUAUUAAUAAAGACCCUUUAGAGAGGGAAAUUAGAUUAUGCCCAUGUUCAUCCAGACAUUAAAUAUGAAGACAAUGCAAACUGUUUAACUGGAUGAAUACAAACCUGUUUAGAAAUAUUGAUUCAACAUUUUUAAAGCGUUACACAAACCCAUACUGCAUCCAUCCUAUUAGACCGAUAAUGCAUGAACAAUAUAUAACCAGCACUCGUUCAGCUGCAAUGAGAAGUUCCUUCCUAGUCUGGUGAUCAACUACCAGUCUCUCGCCAGUACAUCCAUUUGGCCUUCGUUACGAUCCAUUCCACCUCAUCUAGAUUCAGCCCUGCACUGCAAAUGAGCCAUGUAAGGCAGUUCAAGCUCUAUACAGCAAAAUUAAGUGUCCGAUCCGUGGUUAUGAAUGGACCCGAGAGGGUAACCGAGGCCGAGAGAGGGGGAGAAAAAUCUUGAGAAACAUUUUAAGGAAAAACGCCUCGAUGGUAAUCAAACGCUUUUUUUUCUUCUGGGGAAAAUAACUGACAGGACAAACUAUUACAUCUCUCUGCAAGGAUACUGCUGUAAUCGGUUUGUUAUUCAGUGGCGGUUGUCUAUGGUUAUCAAGAGUUCAGGGGAUUAUGGCUGUUAGGUUUUGAUUCACAGCCUUAGGUUAAAAUCCCUGUAGGCGUAUUUGAAAGCCUUGCCACUACAUGCUCGACAAGGCCUUAAAAAUAAG
This is a messenger RNA of Gadus macrocephalus (Pacific cod), 1529 nucleotides long. RefSeq lists its product as uncharacterized. The transcript has 5 exons. The record is from RefSeq and is a predicted model, not a curated record. Bases 225 to 830 code for a protein of 201 amino acids. Lineage: Eukaryota; Metazoa; Chordata; Actinopteri; Gadiformes; Gadidae.